This is a messenger RNA of Lactuca virosa, 3791 nucleotides long. NCBI's taxonomy places the organism in Eukaryota, Viridiplantae, Streptophyta, Magnoliopsida, Asterales, Asteraceae. The record is from the annotation of a GenBank genome assembly.
GAAAAACAAAACCCUAAAGGGGUUCUUUGUAAGAACCAAUUCGCCGCCGGAUCGAUCUCUUUCACUUCUUGCUCUCAGUUUUUCUUGAUACAUGUAACUCAAACAGAACCUUCAUCAUCAUCGGUUUUCAUUUACCUAAAUAUUUCUUGUUUUUUGGCAACCCUUUUCUCCGAAGUUGCUGUUUUUGCAAUCCAAUGUGAAACCAGUUGAACAUGUUGCCAAAAGUUGUUCUUUUUUGUUUUCCAUUCGUCUUUGUUCUUUGAUCAUCAAAAUUUUUUGUUCAAGGUGUAAGCGUGUUUCAGCUGUUCUGUUUUUUGAUCGAAGUUUUGAUCUUUAUGGGUUUUAAGUGCUGAUUUUUAGCCUCUUUGGUGUUCAAUUUAUAUUCCUUAAUUUUGUUUUGCUUAGGGUUUUUAGGGUUUGUGGUACGUGAGUGAUCAAAGAUUCGAUUUUAUAGUGUAAGCAGACAUAAUUUCUCUGUGUAAUCAUCUGAGUUUCUUAAUUUUGUGAAUUAUUUCUCCUUUCCUGGUAUAAUUUGCAUAGUUUUGUAUUACUCUUUGAGCUAUGAACGCAUAAUUUCAUCUGUCAAGAUGUUAUCCGAAUUGGGUAGGAGACCUAUGAUCAGUGGCGGCGGCGAUGGUUCAUUCGGAGACGAAUUCGAGGAGAUAGGAUUGUUGCUACGUGAACAAAGACGUGAAGCCGAUGAUCGUGAAAAGGAGCUAAACAUGUAUCGGAGUGGCUCAGCACCGCCCACGGUAGAGGGUUCGUUAAGUGCAGUCGGUGGUCUAUUUAACACUAAUCAUGGCCAAAACAACGGUCUACCUUUCUCUGAAUUCGCCGGCGGCAAUGGAUUCACGUCCGAGGAAGAACUCAGGGCUGACCCAGCUUACUUAUCUUACUAUUAUUCAAACGUGAAUUUAAACCCUAGAUUGCCACCACCACUAUUGUCGAAAGAAGAUUGGCGGUUUACUCAGAGGUUGCAGGGCGGUGGAAGUUCGGGUUUGGGCGGGAUCGGAGAUAGAAGGAAAGCAAAUAGGACCGACGGCGGCGGUGGCAGCGGAAGUGGCGGCGGCGGUAUGUCGCUUUUUUCUAUGCCGCCUGGUUUUAACUCAAAGAAACAGGAGAAUGAUAACUCCGAUGCCGAGAAAGUCAAGGUUUCAGCUGAGUGGGGCGGCGAUGGGUUGAUCGGUUUGCCUGGUUUAGGAUUAGGUAGUAAACAAAAGAGCCUUGCUGAAAUUUUCCAGGAUGAUUUGAGCCGAUCUGCUCCACAUUCCGGACACCCGUCUCGACCUGCGAGCCGUACUGCAUUUGAAAAUCCCGAUGAAACCCUUGGUCCAGUAGAUGCUGAGCUGGCACAGCCACAUGGCACAAAGGGCCCACCAACCUCAUACUCUUAUGCUGCAGCUUUAGGUGCUUCUUUAUCAAGAAGCACCACCCCUGACCCCCAACACAUUGCUAGGGUACCUAGCCCCAUCCCUACCCCAAUAGGGGGUGGGCGGGUCAACCCGCCCGAUAGAAGAAACCCUAAUAGCCCAAACUUAUUCAAUGGGCCCACUUCUCACCCCAAAGACCAAUCUGACUUGGUCAACGCUCUUUCCGCCAUGAAUCUCUCAAACGGUGUGAUUGAUGAGCCUAAUUCCGAUGAUCAGAAUGCUUUUUAUCAUCGGAAUCAGAAAAAUAACAAGAAUAAUAACUUGUACUUUGAUGGAUCUUCAAGUAACUUGCAAUUCGACGGUGGAUACUCCAUAAAUUCACCACAAAUGAUGUCCAAUCAGCACGGAAACAUAAACCUCCCACCACUUUUUGAAACCGCAGCAGCAGCGUCCGCCAUGGCGUACCCCGGAAUGGAAUCGCGAUUCACUUUGGAAUCACAAGCCAUGAACAGAAUGGGAAACCAAAUGACUGGAAACGCACUCCAAGCUUCUUUCAUGGACCCGAUGUAUCUCCAGUACUUAAGAUCAACCGAAUACGCUGCUGCUGCCCAAAUUGCUGCCCUGAAUGACCCGACUAUUGACCGGAAUUACAAUCUCAGGAAUUCAUACACCGAUCUCCUUCAAAAAGCAUAUUUAGGAACUUUAUUGCCCCCUCAAAAAUCACAGUAUGGUGGUGUUCAAUAUGUAGGGGCAUCUGCUAGUCCACAUCAUCAUGGGUAUUAUGGGAACCCGGGUUUUGGGGUUGGGUUAUCGUAUCCGGGUAGCCCGUUAGCAAGCCCACUGCCCAAUUCUCCGGGCGGGCCGGGCAGCCCGAUUAGGCUUGGUGAACUUAACACACGAUACUCUCCUCAAAUGAGAAAUUUAGGUGGGGGAAGUGGUGUGAUGGGACAUUGGCAUUUAGAUGGUGGUGAUAAUACCUUUGCUUCUUCUUUGUUAGAAGAGUUUAAGAGUAAUAAAACCAAGUGUUUUGAGCUUUCUGAAAUCACAGGUCAUGUUGUUGAGUUCAGUGCGGACCAGUAUGGAAGCCGUUUCAUUCAACAGAAACUUGAAACUGCAACUACAGAAGACAAAAACAUGGUGUUUCAGGAGAUUUUUCCUCAGGCUCUUACUUUGAUGACUGAUGUGUUUGGAAAUUAUGUGAUUCAAAAGUUCUUUGAGCAUGGAAUGCAAGGACAAAGGAGGGAAUUGGCUGGAAAGCUAAUGGGACAUGUUUUGACACUUAGCCUUCAAAUGUAUGGCUGUCGAGUUAUUCAAAAGGCAAUUGAAGUUGUUGACAUGGACCAAAAGAUCAAGAUGGUGGAGGAGCUUGAUGGCCACAUCAUGCGUUGUGUACGUGACCAAAAUGGGAAUCAUGUUAUUCAAAAAUGCAUUGAAUGUGUUCCUGAAGAUCACAUUCAGUUCAUUAUAACAACUUUCUAUGAUCAAGUUGUCACCCUUUCAACCCAUCCAUAUGGGUGUCGUGUCAUACAGAGGGUGCUUGAGCACUGUGAGGAUCCAAAAACACAGAGCAAGGUGAUGGAUGAAAUACUUAACUGUGUAAGCAUGCUAGCACAAGAUCAGUAUGGAAAUUAUGUUGUUCAGCAUGUGUUGGAACAUGGAAAACCGAAUGAACGAUCAAUAAUAAUUCAAGAAUUAGCUGGGAAGAUUGUACAAAUGAGUCAACAGAAGUUUGCAUCAAAUGUUGUUGAAAAAUGUUUGACUUUUGGUGAUGCAAGUGAACGCCAGCUACUUGUGAAUGAGAUGCUUGGUACUACUGAUGAAAAUGAGCCUCUUCAGGCAAUGAUGAAGGACCAAUUUGCAAAUUAUGUGGUGCAAAAAGUACUUGAAACUUGUAGUGACCAAGAACGUGAGCACAUAUUGUCCCGAAUUAAGGUUCAUUUGAAUGCGCUUAAAAAAUACACUUAUGGAAAACAUAUUGUAGCUCGUGUAGAGAAACUUGUUGCUGCUGGAGAAAGGAGAAUUGCUGCACAGUUGCUACAUGCAACAUAAGAGGAGGAGGAGGAGGAGGAGGCAUAGGAAACGAAGUUGUACAGCUAACGAAGGCUAGUUUGAGCUACCCUUUUUCAUCACUGUGUCUUUCUCCUAGUAGAAGAAAGAGGCUCUAAUAGAUAAGGGCCAAAUUUGCAAAUAAAGUUUGCUUGCUCCUGAUGCUAAUGCAGAGGCAGUAUAAUGAUGAUGAUGAUGAUGAUGAUGAUGAUGAUGAUGAUGACAGUGUGUGUUUGUUCUUGAAAGAGGUGUAAAGAUGACUGGAAAGGAAAAAAGGUGGUAGUUUUGUGACUGUACAAAAAUGAAAAAUGUUGCCCAUAUCGAAGAGAGUUUAUUAUGUUUGUAGGCAGAAAGUUGGGAGUUAUCGUUUUCACG